Messenger RNA from Aspergillus sclerotioniger CBS 115572, 1128 nucleotides. Its product is annotated as cAMP-dependent protein kinase. The record is from RefSeq and is a predicted model, not a curated record. The transcript has 4 exons. Gene Ontology annotation, molecular function: cAMP-dependent protein kinase activity; ATP binding. Gene Ontology annotation, biological process: peptidyl-serine phosphorylation. NCBI's taxonomy places the organism in Eukaryota, Fungi, Ascomycota, Eurotiomycetes, Eurotiales, Aspergillaceae. Gene Ontology annotation, cellular component: nucleus; cAMP-dependent protein kinase complex. Bases 1 to 1128 code for a protein of 375 amino acids.
AUGCAAAGCUCCUCUGUCCCGACGAGUCUAUUCAAGAUGGGGUCGGACGAUCUGCAUGAAAAGGAGAAGGACAUAGUGUCUUCAGUCCGACCGCCUCAUCAGCGACGUUUGAGCCCGUUCGUCAUCGCAGGCCGUCCGGAGGAGAAGCAGCUGGGGAUCUCGACCCGCCGGCUGAAUGUCAAAGACUUCACACUGUUGAAGACACUGGGUACAGUGAAGUUGAAUGAAGAAAGACAGCGAAGGAACCGGGUGUACGCACUGAAGAUGCUCCGGAAGGCCGAUGUUAUCAAGUUGAAGCAAGUCGAACACGUCCGUAAUGAGCGGAAGACACUUGCGGAUGUUUCCGGCCAUCCGUUCAUCACAACUCUAAUCGCAUCAUUCUCCGAUGACCAGAAUCUCUAUAUGCUGUUGGAUUAUUGUCCUGGCGGCGAGAUCUUUAGCUAUCUGAGACGUGCGCGACGCUUCAACGAAAACACCUCCAAGUUCUACGCCGCUGAGAUCGCCCUGACAAUCGAGUUCCUCCAUGACGUGGAGGGCGUUGUUUACCGGGACCUCAAGCCGGAGAACAUCCUGCUGGAUGCCGAGGGGCAUAUUAAACUUGUCGACUUUGGUUUCGCUAAACAGGUUGGCGACCACGAAACUUAUACUCUCUGUGGCACCCCCGAGUAUCUUGCUCCGGAGGUCAUCCAUAACAGUGGCCAUGGCCUUGCCGUUGACUGGUGGGCUCUGGGAAUCCUGAUCUACGAGUUCCUCGUGGGACAGCCGCCGUUCUGGGAUCAGAAUCCGAUGCGUAUAUACGAACAAAUCGUGGAAGGCCACAUACGUUUCCCCCAGAAUAUGUCGCCUGCCGCACAAAAUAUCAUAUCGUUACUCUGCAAGACCAGCCCGACCGAGCGGUUGGGCUACAUCUCCGGAGGCUCCGCCCGAGUCAAGACGCACCCAUUUUUCGAAGAUAUAAACUGGGACGACUUGUUUUAUCGUCGCAUCAAGGGGCCUAUCAUCCCUCGGGUCGAUCAUCCCGCAGAUACCGGGAAUUUUGAAGAAUACCCGGAUCCGGAUGUGAGGAACCAGAGUCCCUACACUGAGGACUUGAGAAACAAGUAUGAGGCGCUCUUCGCCGAUUUUUGA